Messenger RNA from Aspergillus ibericus CBS 121593, 1194 nucleotides. Its product is annotated as A4/G1 family peptidase. The coding region runs from base 397 to 1194 and encodes 265 amino acids. The transcript has 2 exons. Lineage: Eukaryota; Fungi; Ascomycota; Eurotiomycetes; Eurotiales; Aspergillaceae. Gene Ontology annotation, molecular function: glutamic-type endopeptidase activity. Gene Ontology annotation, biological process: proteolysis. The record is from RefSeq and is a predicted model, not a curated record.
GAGAUCAACUGACGGCCGGCAGUGGAUGUAACCCUCGGCCUACUAGUCCGGAUCUCCAUUUGAUUGUAUAUGAAAGUCCAUCGGAGUCCGAUGCAUCUUCACAUCCCACACUGACAUGUCGCCAUUUACAACACGUUCAUCGCGGUAACAGCGCACUUGCAUGCUGAUGGUGUUCAUCGGGGGAAGAUAUGAGGAAAAAUGAUGCCAUUCACAGUCGCAUCGUGGUGAGGAGAAUACCAGGCGAGAACUGUCCUAUAAGUAUCGCCUGGAUAUCGCUGUUCAGUCGAUUCUUUCUUCAUCAGCCAACACUGUUCUCUCCAGCUUCCCAACUCUCCAGUUCCUCACUCUUCCCAACUCUUUCGGCCUCCUUGCCAAUCCACUCCCCCACCAGCCACGAUGAAGUUCACCGCUGCCCUCGCUGCUGCCGUCCUCGCCGGCGUUGCCACUGCUGCCCCCGAGCGUGGCCUGGAAGCCCGCCUCAAGGCUCGCGCCUCCACCAAGAGCUCUCGCCCCCUGCAGUCGGUCGACCGCCCCUCGACCGUCAAGAACCAGACCAACGUCGAGUACAGCUCCAACUGGUCCGGUGCCGUCCUGGUCGAGCCCCCGUCCGCCGCCGCCACCUACACUGCCGUGACCGGUACCUUCACCGUCCCCGAGCCCACCGGCUCGGGCUCCGGCAGCCAGGCCGCCUCCGCCUGGGUCGGCAUCGACGGUGACACCUACGGCAACGCCAUCCUCCAGACCGGGGUGGACUUCACCAUCGAGGACGGCGAGGUCUCCUUCGACGCCUGGUAUGAGUGGUACCCCGACUACGCCUACGACUUCAGCGGCAUCGACAUCUCCGCCGGCGAUGAGAUCGUCGCCAUUGUCGAGUCCUACUCCUCCACCAGCGGCAUUGCCAUCAUCGAGAACAAGAGCACCGGCCAGAAGGUCAGCAAGACGCUGUCCUCCAGCUCCAACCUCGGUGGCCAGAACGCCGAGUGGAUCGUUGAGGACUUCGAGGAGGGUGGUUCUCUCGUCAACCUGGUCGACUUCGGCACCGUCACCUUCACGGGUGCCGUUGCGGCCGUGGCUGGCGGCAGCACUGUCGGUCUUGAGGACGCCACCAUCAUUGAGAUCGAGGACGAGUCCGGCCAGGUUGUGACCGAUGUCACCAUUGACAGCGACUCCUCCGUCACCAUCACCUACGUCUAA